AUGGUGUAUUUUUUAAAUUUUAAACAGAAGUCUUUUUUUCUUGGUUAUAAAGUAUUAUGGAGAAAUUAUGGAAAUUUUCAUAAAAAGGCUAUUUUUUUAGAUUUUUUUCCUCAGGAAAGGUCGAUUAUUGUUCUUCAAAAGCAAAAAUCAAAAUUUCGGUAUAACGUGAAAUUUUCAGUCCAGCCUUUAGAAGAAAAAUCUUUAGAGUUACUUUCUCAGAAACUUAUCUACGAUUCUCCCAAUGAAAUGAUUGAUACAUCAAUAAGUGAGAUAGAUAUGAUGAAGCCGAACAAUAUCCUUGUUUCUUAUGAUUUUUUUAACCAGAUAGUAAAAAAUAUUCAAUUUUCUUUUAACCGAAAACAAAUUCAGAAAUAUGCUCAACUUAAUGGACUUAAGAAUAUUUCCUGUUGUAAUCGUGGUCAAUUAAUAGAAAGGAUUCUUAAAGAAAUAUGGAAAUUAGAAAUUUCAAAUGAUAUUUGUUCUGAAAUUCUUAUGGUUAAAGAAAUUCAAAGUAGUAAACGAGAUAUAUUUUUUAUUACGAGAUUAAAUGGGCAUGUUUUGCGACAAUGGGAAUUGGAUUAUCAAGCUAAAAUAUAUAUUGAUUUUGAUAGAUUAAUACUUCAAGUUGAAGCUACUAGAUCUAACAUUGAGAAAUUGGAACUAGCGAUGGCUAAAAUGAUUGAAGAAAUCAAUAUAGAAGAUAUAGAUAUUGAAUAUCUUUCUAAGUUUAGUUGUUUUGAUGAUGGAUAUAUUUCAGAAAUAUCUUUCUUGACUGAAACAUUUAUUGAAAAAAUUAGUGUUAAUAAAAUUAGGGUUAUGACAUUAAGAGAUCAAGAGUCAUUAGAGGAUGUAAAGAGAUUGCUGUAUACGUUUUUAACUGUCAAAAAUCAUAAGAAUUAUUCUCUUAUUUAUAAUAAUUCACAAAGUAAUAAUUCGUUUUAUUAUUUUGGAGAAAAAUUUAGUUUGCCAUGGUUUUUAAAAGGAAAAGAAUGGGCUAGAUGGAGAACUAUAGUUAAUAAAAAUGAAAAUUUCUUUUUUUUAAAAAAAAAAAUUCCAGAAAAAAUAUUGGAAAAUGAAUAUGAGGUAGCGAUUGAAAAUGGUUUUAUGAAAUCAAGUUCUGGCGUGACUUUGAUGCUUUAUGAUGUUCCCGAGUUUUUUAAUAACUGUAUACCGUAUUCAAAUAUUCUUUUUAGGAAAAUAUAUUAUGAUAUUACAUUUGGGUACAUUUUGCAUGAUUUUUCGUCGAGAGAUAUAUAUAAACAGUUUUUUAUUUCCAAUUUAAGGAAACGUUCUGAAGAAAAUCAAAAGAAUUAUAAGAUUCAGAGUAUAUUUUGUUCUAAUAUAUCUCAUGCAUCUAUGUUUAUUCAUAAAUUAAAAUCUACUUACAAGGAUUGGUUUUCAAAUGAAUUUUAUAGAAAAUUUUUUAGAUUAAAAUUCAUUCCAUCAUCCUGGACUUGUUUGAGUAUAAAUGGUUUUCCUUAUAUUGAAAUUGAUUUAGAAUUGGAUGAUAAAGGUGGUUUUUUGGAUAUUAAAGUAAAAUAUGUAUUUGAUGAAAAUAUUUUGGAUGUUCUUCUUCCAAAAUGUAGGAACGAUAUACGUAUUUUUAAGAAAGUAUUUUCUUUUUUGGAUUUGAAUAAUAAAUCAUUAAUGACAUAUUUAAAUAAGAUUCGUUUUGAUACCAUGUCAAUUAAUAAGUUACAAACACCAUCUAUUUUAUAUAUUGAUCUUCCUUUGGAAUUUAAAAAUAUUUAUAAAACACAAGAAUAUGUUCUAGUAGCAGUAGAAUAUAUAAAUCAAACUGAUCUUAAGUUUAAUAAAUUUUUACUUCGUCUUAUGAAUAUAGAAGGAAAUAUCAGUAGUGGUAGAAGAACUGAAUUGAAAUUACUUUCUUUAGAUUUUGAUAAAGAUUCUUUAGAAACUGUAUUAAGUAGUCAGGAUUGGAAGGAUUUUAUAAAUGAUGCAAAUAUGAUUGUAAAUGAAUUAUCUCGAUUGUAA
Molecule: messenger RNA, 1995 nt
Organism: Pneumocystis jirovecii RU7
Lineage: Eukaryota; Fungi; Ascomycota; Pneumocystomycetes; Pneumocystales; Pneumocystaceae
Exons: 9
Coding region: 1-1995 (664 amino acids)
Cellular component (GO): mitochondrial inner membrane
Source: RefSeq, a predicted model, not a curated record